Molecule: messenger RNA, 9312 nt
Organism: Sciurus carolinensis (gray squirrel)
Lineage: Eukaryota; Metazoa; Chordata; Mammalia; Rodentia; Sciuridae
Gene: Nebl
Product: nebulette
Biological process (GO): cardiac muscle thin filament assembly
Cellular component (GO): Z disc
Molecular function (GO): actin filament binding
Source: RefSeq, a predicted model, not a curated record
GAGAUAUUUCAUGAAUGGACUGCUUUAUCCAUUUCACAAAGAAGGGAAGUGGGGCUUAGUGGGUUGCAUAGACUCAGCCAACAUCAGCCAGCUAGUUAGCAGUGGAACCAGAAGUGUGUUUCCAAGCAAUGUAUUGCAUGAGUUUCUAUAAAGAAAAAAAAAAGUGUGAUGUUCUCACAAAACGUGGACCAGCAAGGAUGUAGACCCGGGCUGAAAGUCUUCUCUUGCCAUAAAAUAUUUUCUUGGUUUUGAUUAUUUAAGAUUAUGUAUAGUUUAGUUCAUUUUUAAUCAUAAUAAUUUGCAUUUUUAGAAACAUUGGAAACUUUUUGAAAUGGGCAAUAGUAAACAAUCUGGAACCUUACUGCUGAUGCCCAGAAAUGUAUUUCUUUGAUUAAUUCCUUCCAUAGUUUCUCUAUGCAUGAUCUGAUCUUUUGCUUUAUUAUGAUCAUAUUAAGUGGAAAAAAUUUUGAGAGAAUUACAAAGUAUUAAGUAUUUCUUUACCACUCAAGUGCACUGAUUAAGUGCUCUCUAAGGAUGUUAUCUGAUUUAUCACAGAACCUUCUGAGGAUGUGGUCCUUGUUAUUGCAGAUUAAUUGAAGAGGAAUGAAUGCUUCGUUUUGAGAAAUUAAAUAAGUUGCCCACCCUCACAGAAUUGAUUGUUCUCUUGCAGCAAUGUGCAAAGUCUAAGAACUCAUUGAAUGACAGAAGGAAGAUGGCGGCUGUGCUCAACCCUGAUGCAGGCAGUUCACCAUGGGGAGCAGACGUCACCACCAGCAUCACAGGAACUGUCAUCUCAAAUAUGAGCUGAGAGGGUAAAAAUGAGGGUCCCUGUGCUUGAGACUGGGAAAGAGGAAACUGAAGAGGUAAAAACAGAGGAAGAAGAAAAUGAAGAAGACAAGGUAUUCCUGAAGCCUGUUAUUGAAGACCUAAGCAUGGAACUGGCCAGAAAAUGCACUGAACUCAUUAGUGAUAUCCAUUAUAAAGAAGAGUAUAAAAAGUCUAAGGACAAAUGUACAUUUGUGCCUGACACUCCCAUGCUAACCCAUGUUAAAAAUAUUGGUGCUUUUAUUUCAGAGGCAAAAUACAGAGGCACUGUGAAGGUCAACCUUUCCAACUCUCUUUAUAAGCAGAUGCCCGCCACCAUUGACAGUGUCUUUGCGAGAGAAGUUUCCCAGCUUCAGAGCGAGGUUGCCUACAAGCAGAAGCAUGAUGCUGCCAAAGGAGUCUCAGAUUAUGCCCACAUGAAGGAGCCACCUGAACUCAGACACGCCAUGGAGGUCAAUAAGCACCAGAGUAAUAUUUCUUAUAGGAAAGAUGCGCAGGACACCCACACAUAUACUGCGGAGCUUGACAGACCGGAUAUCAAGAAGGCAACUCAGAUCUCCAAGAUCAUAAGCAAUGCAGAAUACAAGAAAGGGCAAGGAAUAAUGAAUAAAGAGCCUGCUGUAAUUGGAAGACCAGAUUUUGAACAUGCGGUGGAAGCGUCUAAACUUUCUAGUCAAGUUAAAUAUAAAGAAAAAUUUGACAAUGAAAUGAAGGAUAAGAAACAUCAUUACAACCCCCUUGAAAGUGCUUCUUUUAAGCAAAACCAGAUUGCUGCUAUACUUGCAAGUGAUGUGAAGUACAAGAAAGACAUGCAAAACAUGCACGAUCCAGUUUCAGAUCUCCCAAAUUUGUUGUUUUUAGAGCACGCUUUGAAAGCCAGCAAAAUUCUCAGCAGACGAGAAUAUAAGAAGCUUUUUGAGGAAAACAAAGGAAUGUACCAUUUUGAUGCGGAUGCUGCAGAACACCUGCACCAUAAAGGCAAUGCCAUCCUUCAGAGUCAGGUUAAAUACAAAGAAGAAUAUGAGAAAAAUAAGGGAAAGUCAAUGCUUGAAUUUGUUGAGACGCCAUCUUACCAAGCUUCAAAGGAAGCUCAAAAGAUGCAAAGUGAGAAAGUUUACAGAGAGGAUUUUGAGAAGGAGAUCAAGGGAAGGUCCUCACUGGAUUUGGACAAGACUCCUGAAUUUUUACAUGUAAAGUACAUCACCAACCUUCUGAGAGAGAAAGAAUAUAAAAAGGAUUUGGAAAAUGAAAUAAAAGGAAAAGGAAUGGACCUUAAUUCAGAAGUUCUUGAUAUUCAGAGAGCCAAACGAGCAUCUGAAAUGGCCAGUGAGAAAGAAUACAAGAAAGAUCUAGAGUCCAAAAUUAAGGGCAAGGGAAUGCAGGUUGGUACUGACACCCUUGAACUCCAGCGUGCUAAAAAAGCGACAGAGAUAGCCAGCGAGAAAGAUUAUAAAAGAGAUCUGGAGACUGAAAUUAAAGGAAAAGGAAUGCAGGUCAGCGCAGAGACUCUUGAUGUGCAAAGGGCGAAGAGAGCCUCUGAGAUGGCCAGCCAGAAGCAAUAUAAGAAAGACUUAGAAAAUGAAAUUAAAGGAAAAGGAAUGCAAGUGAAUGUGGAUAUCCCAGAUGUGCUUCGAGCCAAGAGGGCGUCUGACAUCUGUAGCCAGAAAAAGUAUAAAGAUGAAGCAGAGAAAAUGCUUUCUAAUUAUUCCACUGUGGCAGAUACUCCUGAAAUUCAGAGAAUUAAGACAACUCAACAAAACAUUAGUAUGGUAUUUUAUAAGAAAGACAUAGGAGCUGGCACAGCAAUAAAAGGUACUCCAGAGAUGGAACGAGUGAAGAAAAAUCAGCAAAAUAUUAGUUCAGUGAAAUACAAAGAAGAGAUUAAAUGUGCAACAGCUAUUUCUGAUCCUCCAGAGCUAAAGAGAGUUAAAGAAAACCAGAAGAACAUCAGCAAUCUCCAGUAUAAAGAGCAAAACUAUAAGGCCACUCCAAUAAGCAUGACCCCAGAGAUAGAGAGGGUGAGGCGAAACCAGGAGCAGCUGAGUACGGUAAAAUACAAAGGACAGAUUAAACAGGCAACUGCCAUUUCUGACCCACCAGAGCUGAAGAGAGUGAAAGAAAACCAGAAGAACCUCAGCAAUGUUUAUUAUAAAGGUCAGUUGGGAAGAGCUACAGCUUUAAGUGUAACUCCUGAAAUGGAAAGAGUAAAGAAGAAUCAAGAAAAUAUUAGCUCGGUAAAAUAUACUCAGGACCAUAAAACUAUGAAAGGCAGACCAAGUCUGCUUUUAGAUUCACCUGGUCUGAGACAUGUUAAAGAAGCACAAAAUCAUAUUUCAAUGGUAAAAUAUCAUGAAGAUUUUGAGAAGACAAAGGGAAGGGGCUUCACUCCUGUGGUGGACGAUCCUGUGACUGAGCGAGUAAGGAAGAACACCCAGGUUGUCAGCGAUGCUGCUUACAAAGGUAUCCAGCCUCACGUGGUGGAAAUGGACAGGAGGCCUGGAAUCAUUGUUGACCUUAAAGUUUGGCGCACAGAUCCUGGCUCUAUCUUCGACAUCGAUCCCCUGGAAGACAAUAUUCAGUCUAGAAGUCUCCAUAUGCUCUCUGAAAAAGCAAGUCACUAUAGGCGACACCGGUCUCGAUCUCAUUCAAGCAGUACUUUUGGUACAGGUCUGGGAGAUGAGAAGUCCGAAAUCUCUGAGAUUUACCCUAGCUUUUCAUGCAGCAGUGAGGUAACAAGACCGUCUGAUGAAGGAGCGCCUGUUCUCCCUGGAGCUUACCAGCAAAGCCAUUCCCAAGGCUACGGGUACAUGCACCAGACCAGUGUGUCGUCCAUGAGGUCUAUGCAGCACUCACCAAAUCUAAGGACCUACCGAGCCAUGUACGAUUACAGUGCCCAGGAUGAGGAUGAGGUCUCCUUCCGAGAUGGCGACUACAUUGUCAACGUGCAGCCCAUCGAUGACGGCUGGAUGUACGGCACAGUGCAGAGAACUGGGAGAACGGGCAUGCUCCCAGCGAAUUACAUCGAGUUCGUGAAUUAGUUACUUCUCCUUGCCCUUUGAGCUUUAUUCUGAUGUAUCCUAAACCUAAUCUUUUUAAAAGAUAGAAGAUACUUUUAAGCAACUUGGCAAUUAUUUUACAAUAAUGUCUCCUUACUUUGACAGUUAGACACACAGGUACCAGGAAGGAGGAAUGAAUUUUGGCUGACAAGAGCAGCAUAAUCAGUAAUUCCUAUAAACAAAAAUCAUUACCGUCUGGAGACCUGGUGCUGCUAAUUGUGUUUGUGGUUUCCUUUGAUUGGCUAUUGAACCCUUCUGGGAAAUGUAUUUUUGUAGACUUUAUUAGAGAUGUUGAUUGUCCCUUCACUGUAACGAGUGUGUGAAACUUCUUAGCCGUCACUUUGGAAUCACCAGAAGCCAAUUCUCAACUCAGUAACACAGCCAAUAAUUUAAGAACUGCUUAGCUUUUGAGUCAUUAGGCAAUCUCUAGUUCAGCUGGACAUUGCCUACUACACUAAAUGUAAGCAGUGACAGAAUGACAGUCUGCUUAAAAUUUUAUUGACUGGUAGCCUUAGGGACCCAACAGGAAAUUUCCUGGAUCCCAAGGCUGACUGGGGUCUGUUUAUUUCUCAUUUGUACCAAGGCAUAAUUUACUCCCCAUUUACAUUCUGUGGACUCAAGUACUCUUGGUUCCACAGAAUGUCAGGACCAAAUAACUUCACAGCUACUCUGUAAAGGGCAAAGUUUAAUGUCAUCUGUAUUAUUUCCCUAGUACUGUUCACCCUGUUGCAUGUCAUGUAGGUUCAAGUUUCUGUAACAUAGGCAGCUGCCCCGCCCAUUCUUGUUAAAGCAAACAGUACGGCUGAUAUCUAAAAACCUUUCCCUCUAGUUGCCAGCGCAUCAGAAAAACAUAUUUUGAGAAGUUGCUUGAGAUUUUCCUGCUGUAUUGCACUGUAGUUUUGAAGGAUUUACACCUUAGGAAAUAGAUGUAUAUUAUAAUAAAUAAGUGAUUUAGGUAUUUAUUGAACAGCUUUCAUUAACUUAAUGCUGCUGUUGACUUAAAAGCAAAGAAAAUUAAUAGAUUCCAGUGAAAAAAUGGUAUAUAGAGUAUACUAGGAAAACCCCAGCAAACAAAGGUUACCAACUCCACCUAGCGAUCAAUGAUCUGGUUCCUUAUUUUGGAAAAAUGGUCUUCAAAUUCUGGAAUAGAACUCUAGCCAUUAAGACUGGCUAAUCAGAAAGACUUUCCAUUCUCUGAUUUUUAUUUUCUAAGUCACAUUCAUAGGAAUGUCAUACAGAGAUUUUUCAGUACAAGCCAAACAGUUUGUCUACUGAAAAAGACGUUGUUGACAUGUUUUGGGUGACUUUUCAGGCUAUUGCUAGAUUCACAGGUGGGUCUUGGAAUUUUUCCUGGAGCCUGCAAUCCAAGUCACCAAGAGAUUGAUGUCCGUUGGCAAUUCUGUGUUUUUCUGAUUGUGUCCUUUAUUGUGAUUUGCAACAGGGUAGCAUUUAUGUAGGAUCUAACUCUAUAGUUGUGAUGAAACUGAAAAAAAAUGAAGUUACAAAAAUAUAAAAUAUAUGGGCAUUGGGGAUAUAUUGUUUGAUAUAUUCAAGGAAAUUAACAAAACAUCCUGUAAAACAACUCUUCUUGAAUGUUUACUAGUCUAAAGGCCAAAGCUGGUUCAUUAACACCUUUGAAGAGUUAGUACAUAUUUUCAAAAAUCUAUUGUUUCCCCUUAUUAGGUUAAAAGAGAAAAGUAAGCUCUAUUCCACUAAAGCUCUUUCUACAUGACAUUGACAUACAAUUUAAGAGAAAAAAAAUUAGGCAAAUAAUUUGAGGCAUUUAGAAGAGGUUUGCAGAUUACCAGAUAGCCAGUUCAACUGAUUUUGCUGUCAUUUAAAUGGCCGGUCAUGAUUAAACUGAUUAAACUCUGUAUCUGCUUUGAUGUCUUGUAUAGAAAUGCACAAAGACAAACUAAACUUGCAAUAAUUUUGCAAAACUCUGUGCAUUAAAACCAAGGGCAAUGAGCCCACUUAAUUAGCUUAGGUAUGUCUUUUCGUUUCACCCAGGCAGACUUCUUUUUUUUUUUUUUUUUUUGGUUAUCAUUAAAAAAAAACAAAAAAACAAAAAAACAGAGUAGUGGCUGAUUAAAUUUUCAGACAAUACAGGCAGAACAGGUACAAUUGUUAGUAAAUAGCACAUGUAUUAGGAAGUUCGAAAGAACUAACUUGAAAUAAUACUUGUCAUCAGGAAAGUUACCAUAAAGUAAUAGCUUGAUGUUUCAUGUUUUUCUCACUCAUUGAUUUAAAAACAAGAUUUAUUGAAUGUAUAAGUCAGUACAUGGGGAAUAGGUGUCCUAAAAUUUUAAGCUGCAUAUAAUGUUUGCAUAGCAAGAUGUUUUUGCUUCAGGACUCUAGGAAUUAAGAUCUGAUCAGAAUUCAUCUAGAGGGCAGUUAUUUUCAAUAAAGACUGAGGCAGAACAAGAUAUUGCAUGCUCUUGAGAUUAAAAUUCGAUAAUGGCAUUGUUACUAGCACUUGCGAGGAUAUUAAACAUCUCAGCAGAAUAUAAGCAACAUAGAGGCAUAAUACCAAAUUGCUACUUUUACAGCUUCAUUUUUUACAAAAGCUACAUUCUCAAACAACUUUUCCACUUUCUGCGUGCCUCCUGCCCACCUUCAACUUAGCAACAGAUAUCUCAUAAGUAACCCAGCUAAGGGAGAAUUUUAAAAUGAGCCUUUUAAAAAUCCAGUUAAAGAAGGCUGUGUAAAUGCUAAGCAUCGAGAGCAUGUACCCAAUUCCUAAAUUUGAUGUGCCCUCAAGCCUGACAAAAGCACAAGAAAUAGUUUGAUACACUUUUAAAAGCUUCUGAAAAGAAAGCUGUUUAUGGAUCAUAUUUCUCCCGAGAAAAGGAUAGUGAGAGAAUAUAUUGCUUUUGUUGUUGAGUUUUUGUGUUUUUUUUUUUUCAAAACUAAUUCUUGUUCUCUAGAAAGCUGUCUAACCAAUGCAAAGUGAAAUCUUCAUGUCUUCUUGUUAUUGUUGGCACAUCUGCAGCUUAGCCCAGUUUGAAAUAUUUAUCUGGUUGUCAGCCCUCCACAGAGGCCCUGCAUCUUACCAUGCCUCCCAGACUCCACAGACCACACAGGAAUUUGUAAGCACAGUUUCCUUAAGUACCUUGUAUGAAUAUGGAUGAGAUUAGACCAGCCCCUCUCUUGCUCCUACCUACAUGGCUUGAAGAUGAUGAAAUGUGGUUCUGCCAGUUUUACUCUAGUCCUUUUUCCUGGUCCUCUCAGUGUUGAGCCUUACAACACUCAGGGAAUUAGGGAGUUGAUUUUUCCAAAAGAGACAGUGGAAAUUCAAGAGGCGUACCUCAUUUUCAAGUUCAUCCAUCUCCAAUGGAAUAUUUUUAUGGAAAAGAUAAAGAAAAUGGGUGUGAUCUUUAAUAGCACAUUCCUAUAGAAAGUGGAUAUGGUUUUUACCAAAAUCAUAAUUCAGAUAUAUAAAAAGAUAGGUGCCUUUUUGAUUACCCUUGCUUAUUCAUUAUGUUCUUAAGAAAAAAAAAUACAAGCAAGCAAGCUUCUGUCUAUUCUAUAGUAAUAUUUUUAUUAUAUGACUGGUAUUUUUGUGGUGGGGAAGUGGGAUGCUCCUGACAGAUAUUAAAGGGAGUAGCUGAUUGUAUUUUACCUCUAAAGGUUUAGAACUUUAUAAAAUGCUGACUGCUGUUAUCUAUUUCUGAAAAGUUCUUUGUGGAUUUAUAUAUAGUUAAGAUGUCAUAAAUAUUAAUUUGGGGAUUUAAAAUACCUAUUGUAGGAUAGAAUAAUUAUAUUAUGAGACCGAAUUCACUACAUAAGAUGAACUUCAUAAGCUGAUUAUACCUUAACUGUUUGCAUCUGAUAAUCUGGAAGUGGCUAGAUUGUGGUGGUUUUGGGUAACAAAAGUAAGAAGCUAGGUAAACAACCUUAAAGAUGCUAAAAUGAGAAUCUCUUUCAGAAGUAUUCCAUGCCCUUUAGGACUCUUUUCAGCUACUAUUGAUGAUCAAAAAUUCAAGACCCUGUAUGAUUUUUUUUGUGGUCAUCAUUCCAUGAAGCUUAGACUACUGGAAUCCACCAACAUGGAAGUAUCCCUGGCAAAUAUUCUCCCCAGUUGUCCAUAUUACUUCAGUAUAUUCAUGGGAAUUCCAUAUGCUUUUUUGUGUUGGAGAUGUGGUAUCCAGUUUGCAUCGUAUAUACUUCAUUGUAAUCCAGUUGCUGUUAAGAGUGAUUUGCUUUAGUAGGAAAAGAGAAAACAGCACCCAGGCCCAUCCUUUAAGUCCAUACAAUGAAUUGCUGAGCAUUUUGGAAGCAGCACCAAGUAUGUAACAGUCAUGAUAUGUGUGGAACUGUUGGUCUGUGAUAUAAAUGCACAUUUAAUCAUUGUGUAGUUUGGCUCCUGAGUGCUUCAAAAUAUGUAGAGUUGUGGUGGAUUAAUUUGUGAGACUGUACUAACUUUGAAAGCAUAAAGGUUGUGAAGGAAACAACGAUUUUCAAAUGAAGGGGUUUAUAGAAUGAAACAAUGUUAUUAACUUAGUUUGGCUUUUGUUAUGCAAAUUGUUAACACCAGCUAUUAAAAUAUAUUUUAGUAGAAAGGCUUUAAUUAUGUUUUUUUCCUCUACACUGUGAAUCUUUAAGCCUUGGUGGAUGAGAGAAACAUUGUGCUGCCCAAAGGACUAACCUAUGCAAAUGAGUUCACAUUUUAAUGGAUGUCACAGUAAAUGUGUAAUAAGACAUAAUUUCUCCUGCACUGAAAUAACACAUUAAGCCUAGCAUCCCUUAUGUAUAGUGUAGUCACUCACAAACCCUACCGUACUCAUCAGUAUUUGUUUAAAAGUAAAUCUCUUGUUUCAAAGUAAAUCUACUGAAACGACUUGAACGAUGUCAGAAUGAGAAUGACAAGUGGGUGUGUUGGUCAUGGGUCCCUGCAGGUGGUCUCUGAUGGUGGAACUGUGUUCUCACAUGCACUCUCUUUAGGGUCUAAAUAUUCCGUGUCCUCUUUCUGUAUUUGUAAAACAUUAUGAUGCAUUAAUUUCCUAUCUCUACACAUUUGGUUUGCUUAAAUAAAUGCAGGAUAUAACAAAGUGAUUCUACUUCUUGGCUCUCACCGUGGUUUCUUGGAGCACAGAUCACUAGACACAGGGUCACUAGAGAACCUGGGUAUUAGGUUUAUCAUCACAACUCACAUCAGACUGCAUCAAAGACGUGUGCUGGUUUUGGCUAGUCAUUUAAAAUACAUUUUCCUCCCCACAUGGUCUUAGUUUUAAGUGAUAACAAUAUGACGCUUUUUCAAGCUCAGUAUCUUACUGAUUUUGUAUCAAAGUACUACAGGAAUGCAUCAUUGUAGUUAACUUCUUUUGGGAUUGAGUUCUUCAUAUGUCCUCACUAAUACAAUUCUAAUUUUCUUGUAUUUGUAAGAUGAAAGAAACAGCUUGGAGCAAAAAAAAAAAAAAAAAAAUGAAAA